This is a messenger RNA of Penicillium taxi, 870 nucleotides long. RefSeq names its product fumarylacetoacetate hydrolase family protein. Gene Ontology annotation, molecular function: catalytic activity. The transcript is spliced from 4 exons. Bases 1 to 870 code for a protein of 289 amino acids. Lineage: Eukaryota; Fungi; Ascomycota; Eurotiomycetes; Eurotiales; Aspergillaceae. The record is from RefSeq and is a predicted model, not a curated record.
AUGGCUACCUUUUCUCGUCUUGUCCGGUUCCUGGCCAAGGAUGGUCAUGUCUACUAUGGUGAUGCUCUGCUCCCAUUUGGCGUGAAUGACAUAUCCAAGGCUACACAGGCAAAAGUCAUCAGGGGCGAUAUCUUUGGCCAGCACCAGGUCACUGACCAGAUUGCCGAGGUGCGAAUGCUUCUCUCUCCACUGGCUCGUAAAGAUAUCGGGACUGUGCGCUGCUUGGGAUUGAACUACGAGCAGCACGCAAAGGAAUCCAAUAUGCCCUUGCCUACUUACCCAGUGCUGUUCUACAAACCUGUCACCUCUGUUGCAGGUCCCAGCGAUGACAUUCCUGUCUCAUUUCUUGCACAGGAGGGCGAGGGACUGGAUUACGAGUGUGAGUUGGUUGCCGUGAUUGGCAAGGAGGCCAAGAGUGUUCCAGAGAGCAAAGCUCUGGACUACGUCCUCGGGUAUGCUGUCGGUAAUGACGUCUCUCACCGUGACUGGCAGAUCAAGCGUGGUGGAGGCCAGUGGGGACUAGGGAAGGGUUUCGACGGCUGGGCGCCAUUUGGACCUGGCAUCGUGUCCUCCAAGAUUAUUCCUGAUCCCAACAAUCUUCAAAUCUCAACCACAUUGAAUGGGAAAACGGUUCAGUCAUCAUCUACAAAGGAUAUGAUCUUUGGCGUGGCAAAGACCAUCGCCUUCUUGUCCCAGGGAACCACUCUCCUCCCGGGAGACCUGAUCUUCACUGGAACACCCCAAGGUGUGGGUAUGGGCCGAAAGCCCGCUCUGUGGCUAAAGGACGGGGACCAAGUUGAGGUCUCGUUAGAAGGUGUUGGCUCAUGUGUGAACCGUGUUGUCUACGAGAGACCAGCAUCCAAGUUGUAA